AAGCAAGUUUCUCAAAGCUCAAUCCGCAAAUGAAUCUCGUCUCAUCGCUUAACCACUAAAACCCCUCCCCAGAUCCGGCAUCCCGAUGGCCCGAAUCUUCGAAUAUUUCGUGGUCUGCGGAAUCGGGCCGGAAAUCCGAACUCUCGACGGAAACCGAGGCUACCAUGGCACCGGCAUCAUGUACUUGCCCUCCCUCCUCGAUCAGUACCCUCCGUCCAAUCACACGCUCUAUCCUCCUCCUCCACCGCAGCUCCCCACCUGCGUGCUGCCGGCAGGCUCCCAAUUUUACUCCUCUGGCUUCAAUUCGCGCGAUUCGUCGUCGUUUCCGCGGAGCUACCCCAUUGUGCUGACUGAGGGCGAUGGAUCCAAAAUCUACGUCACCUGCAUUGCCUUUCGGGAUCCCGUGUGUGAGGACAUCGUGGAGGCGUACCGGUUGCCGGCCAAUUCGUUUGCUGACAAGUGCAUCUGCUUCGUCUCGCGUGCCCCUAGCUUUGGGGUUCUGCGCGAUGCGUUGGAGGAGAUAUUCCUGCUGUGUUUCUCGGCUUCUGGGAGCAGUAAGCCACUUUGGGAUGUAAUAGCAUAUUUGGUCUCCAAUGUCCCUUUGCCUACUCCUGGAAAGGAACGGGUGUUGUUUGCUAUCGAAAAUAGCCUUCUUCCUUUAGAGGUUCCGCCGAAGGAUGGGUUUCCUCAUGUUGAUAUAUCCUUCCAGCCUCUAGUCCAGUGUUUGGAUGUUGAUAAUCUGAUCAAACUCUUUACAGCUGUGUUGCUUGAAAGACGGGUUCUGAUUCGCUCAAACAAAUAUUCUCUUUUAACUCUUGUAUCGGAGGCAAUAUGCCAUUUAAUAUAUCCAUUUAGGUGGCAGCAUGUCUACAUUCCGUUACUGUUUUUCAGUGGAGUUGACUAUAUUGAUGCUCCCACACCAUACAUGAUGGGUCUUCAUUCAGGUGUUGACACUUCUGGACUGGUUAUGGAUGGUGUAGUUGUGGUUGACCUUGAGCAUAACAUCAUCACCACUACUGAGGAAAUACCUCCCAUACCUGAGCCAGAGCAUAGUUCUUUGCGCGGUGAGAUAUUGAAGCUGUUGUAUCCUAAUGUUGUUGGUAUAGACCAGAUGAAGUAUGGUUUGUUCUCUGAGCAAUGCCUUAGAGGCGAUAGCAGGCCUUGGGGGGAGGAUCAUGAUCUCCAGCUUAGGUUUAUAUUCUUGAAGUUUUUUGGAUCUAUUCUAGGUGGCUAUCGCAAUUUUAUUGAAAACACUGCAACUCAUAUCUUCAACAGCCAGGCCUUUCUGAAAAAGCGGUCCAGGUCAAGUAACCAGCCACCUGAUGCUAUGAUCAGCCAGUUUCUAGAAUCCCAAGGUUUCUUUGAUUAUUUGGAGAGAGGUCUUGGUUCAGAAGGAAAUGGAAACAACCUUCUUGAUAGGUUACAAGAUGCUAUCGGCAGGGGACAAAAUCCUUUAUCGAUCCUUCCAUCCUUUUCUGCAGAACCUGAUAUUGUAACAAUAUCUGACCCAGGAUUGGGGAUUCCUGAAUCAGGUGCCAAAUAUUGCUAUGACAGGUUUCCUGCAAACAUCAGAACAGAAGAGCAGGAAGAAAAGAGGAAACAGAUUCUAGCAGCAGCUAGUGGAGCUGUUGAAUAUCCUGCAAAACAUGUACAAAGUUCUCCUUCACCCCGUCCUGGUAAAGAUCCUAAGGAGAGCUUAAGUCCAAGGGAGAGAGCUGCUGAAAGGGAACGCAUGGUCCUCGACAUUCAAGUGAAGCUGCAGGGAUUAUGGCUACGACUUCUGAAAUUGGGGGCGACUGAUGAUCCUCUUUCAUCAUUUGAGCAUGGAACCAUCCUUGCUUUGAUUGAGUCUGAUGCUGAGGGAAUUGGUGGAAGUGGAUUCGUUGAAUGCAUAAGAGAGCACAUUCGUUCGGGAUGGACCUGCCAGUUGACAGAUGAGCAGUUUAUAGCAGUGAAAGAACUGCUCAAAACAGCCAUCAACCGUGCUAUAGCUAGGAAUGAUCUGACAACUAUUAGAGAUGCCCUUGAAGUUUCUGCUGAAAUGUAUAAGAAGGAUGUGAACAAUGUCCCGGAUCAUAUUCAGCGCCACCUUCGCUCUCUUUCCAUAUGGGAUGAGUUACGCUUUUGGGAAGCCUACUUUGAUGAUCUGAUUGACCGCUUUUCGAGCAAGUCAACCAAUUAUGCAAUGUUGGUAACAACACAACUAAUCGUUCUUGCUUCACAUAUGGCUGGUUUGGGCAUUGCCGAAACUGAUACAUGGUAUAUGAUUGAAACAAUAGCAGGGAAGAACAACAUUGGAUACAAACACAUAAUUAAGAUAAGGGGAUUCCUGUCACAUAUUCGACAAAUUUGCAUUGGGUAUUGGGGAAUCUAUGCUGGAAAAUCUCAAUCUGUUUCGUCAUUUGGUUUGCCUUCUCCACGGCCACAAGAUGCUGGAGACAGCACCGAGCAAUCAUCUGAGGCAUCUGGUGAUGGAAGGAGCUGGGUUCAGAGCAUGUUUAGCAGAGAUAAAGCCAGUUCUUUUAGUCGUGUCCGGAAGUGGACAUCUGAUGGUGGAAAUUCAGCUACAAAUGAGAAUGGUUCUCUUUCCAAGCAAGAUAUGCCAGCAGCAGCACAAAAGAAGGUGCAGACCAGCUUGCGCAUGCUGAGAGGUCAUAGUGGUGCAGUCACUGCUAUACAUUGUGUGACCAAAAGAGAAGUCUGGGACCUAGUCGGUGAUCGUGAAGAUGCUGGGUUCUUUAUCAGUGGAAGCACAGACUGCACAGUAAAGAUAUGGGAUCCUAGUCUUCGUGGCUCUGAGCUCAGAGCAACCUUAAAGGGACAUACCAGAACUGUCCGAGCCAUAAGCUCUGAUAGAGGGAAGGUAGUAUCUGGUUCAGACGACCAGUCUGUGCUUGUUUGGGAUAAACAGACCACUCAGCUUUUAGAAGAGUUGAAGGGCCAUGAUUCACAGGUCAGCAUUGUAAAGAUGCUAUCUGGUGAGCGUGUUCUCACAGCUGCACAUGAUGGCACUGUGAAGAUGUGGGAUGUAAGGACAGAUACCUGUGUUGCAACAGUAGGCCGUUUUUCAAGUGCUGUUCUCUGCAUGGAAUAUGACGACUCCAGUGGGAUCUUGGCUGCUGGAGGCAGAGAUGGGGUUGCAAACAUUUGGGACAUCAGGGCUGGAAGACAAAUGCACAAGUUGUUAGGUCAUUCAAAAUGGAUUAGGUCUAUCAGAAUGGUCGGAGAAACUGUAAUAACAGGAAGCGAUGAUUGGACUGCCCGAGUGUGGUCUGUCUCUCAAGGAACAUGUGAUGCUGUUCUUGCUUGCCAUGAUGGUCCAGUUCUUUGUGUGGAAUACUCUACUACUGAUAGAGGGAUUAUUACAGGAUCAAAUGAUGGACUUGUUCGGUUUUGGGAAACAGAUGAUGGUGGCAUAAAAUGUGUCAAGAAUGUCACUCUUCAUAGUUCUCCCAUACUAUCUAUAAAUGCGGGCGAACAUUGGUUAGGGAUAGGAGCAGCUGAUAAUUCGAUGUCCCUUUUCCAUCGACCUCAAGAGAGACUUAGUGGGCUGACGAAUACAGGAUCAAAGAUGGCUGGUUGGCAACUUUACAGGACUCCACAAAAAUCAGUUGCUAUGGUUAGAUGUGUGGCUUCUGAUCUUGAGAGGAAGAGGAUCUGUAGCGGUGGACGCAAUGGGAUGCUUCGGUUGUGGGAUGCAACUAUUAACAUAUGAGUGUCUUUCUUUUGUUUGUUUUGUUUAUCAUGCUUGUAUCAAUACAACUCAUGACAGAUUUUAUCUAUACUGAAUUUAAAACCAGUGCAUAGUUAAUAUAAGAAAUCAUUAAUUUGUGAA
This is a messenger RNA of Salvia hispanica, 3835 nucleotides long. RefSeq names its product stomatal cytokinesis defective / SCD1 protein (SCD1) (gene SCD1). The record is from RefSeq and is a predicted model, not a curated record. Gene Ontology annotation, biological process: regulation of Rab protein signal transduction. Gene Ontology annotation, molecular function: protein binding. Lineage: Eukaryota; Viridiplantae; Streptophyta; Magnoliopsida; Lamiales; Lamiaceae. Gene Ontology annotation, cellular component: cytoplasmic vesicle.